AUGAUUGAAGGGAAGGAAUACACAUUAUAUUAUAGUGGCAGUGAGCGCAGGCACGAGCUGGGCACUGCGUUUCUGAUCCGGAAGGCACAUCAGAGAGCGGUAGUGGACUUUACACCAAUGGACGAAAGGUUGUGUGCCUUAAGAAUAAGAGGAUGUUUCUACAACGUUACAAUUGUGAACGCACACGCACCGACGGAGGACAAGGAUACACAGGUGAAGGAGUUCUAUGAGAAACUCGAACGAGUCUACGACCAGUGCCCGGCAUACGACGCGAGGAUAGUGUUGGGCGACUUUAACGCCCAAAUAGGAAAAGAAGAGCACAAUAAGCCAACGAUAGGGAUGCAUAGUUUGCACACUCUAACGACAACGGGGAAAGGCUGA
This is a messenger RNA of Ooceraea biroi (clonal raider ant), 381 nucleotides long. Its product is annotated as craniofacial development protein 2-like. The record is from RefSeq and is a predicted model, not a curated record. Lineage: Eukaryota; Metazoa; Arthropoda; Insecta; Hymenoptera; Formicidae.